AUGGCUGCCUCUCUUCCCGCCCCCUUCCUCACUCGAGUUCACUAUUAUGACUCGCCUACCCGCUACACUUGCGCCUACGAAACCGGUGUUGACGGCGCUCCCAAUGCGCUCGUCGUCAUCGGAGGUCUAAGUGAUGGGCCUCACACCAUCCCCGCCCUCAUCAAGAUAGCUCCCCGUCUCGACCCUGCCAACGGAGGUCCCAACUAUUCCAUCUUUGAAAUUCGCAUGCGAAGCUCAUACGUCGGUUACGGCACGUCUAGCCUUGAGGAAGAUGUAGUCCACAUCGCAGCCCUUGUAAAAUAUCUGAGGAGCAUUGGAAAGAAGAAGAUUGUUCUCUGCGGCCACUCAACUGGUACCCAGGAUAUUAUGGAAUACGUCAACUCUGACAAGCAGAGUAUCGAGCCCGUUGACGGAUUCGUUCUCCAGGGGCCCGUCUCAGACCGUCAAUCCCUUGAGCUCCUGCGUUCUACGUUCCCAGACUAUGAUUUCGACGAUACUCUCGCCUGCGCUAAGCAGUUCAUUGCUGAGGGUAGGAAGGAUGACUGCCUUCCGCGCUCGAAAGUCCCACCCAUCUUUGGCAAUGAUCCCAUCUCUGCUUAUCGCUAUCACUCACUAGCUGCAAAGGGCGGCGACGAUGAUUAUUUCUCCACUGACCUAGACGACGAUUUCGUGAAGAGGGUUUGGUCCAGCUUCACUAAGCCCUUCCUUGUUCUUCACAGUGCUGAGGAUGAAUUCGUCCCCGAAUCUGUAGACAAAGCAGCUCUUAUUGAGAAGUGGCGGAAUGUAAACACACUUAUGAGUCCCCUGUCCGGAGUCCUCCCUGGAGCCAACCACACUCUGGACUCUGAUGAGGCGCAGAAAGGAUUUGGAGAUAAACUGGUUGAGUUUCUUUCUACUAUUUAG
Molecule: messenger RNA, 903 nt
Organism: Scedosporium apiospermum
Lineage: Eukaryota; Fungi; Ascomycota; Sordariomycetes; Microascales; Microascaceae
Exons: 3
Coding region: 1-903 (300 amino acids)
Source: RefSeq, a predicted model, not a curated record